This is a messenger RNA of Ziziphus jujuba (common jujube), 2901 nucleotides long. RefSeq lists its product as uncharacterized. Lineage: Eukaryota; Viridiplantae; Streptophyta; Magnoliopsida; Rosales; Rhamnaceae. The transcript has 5 exons. Bases 411 to 1577 code for a protein of 388 amino acids. The record is from RefSeq and is a predicted model, not a curated record.
UGUUUGGGAAGGAAAAUGGAGGACGGGACACAAUUAUCCCGUUAACCAAAUUAUCUGCUUCGAAAGGAACAAAGCUAACCCACCAAAACACCUGGGUCACUUUUGUCCUGCCCUCUUUCGAAGCUUUCGUGAAUAACCUCUCAGCCUCUCACACAAAGUUGCUUCUGCCGGACCAUUCGCCUACUCUGUUCGAGAUCUCGCCAGAUCGUUGGCCGCUUCUUUUCGGUUUGAAACCCUCGGUGAGUCUGCUUCUUUGCUCUGUUUGUUUUCGUGUUCUUCAUAUUUGAUCUGGGAAAGAAGAAAUUGUGGAAUUCGUUGGAGUUGGAGGCUUUGAGUUGAGGAAGAUUAUAUACUACUCUAGUCUCCAGUAGUAACUCUAUCUCCAUUGUUGAAGAAGCCCUAGUCAAGAGAUGGAUGGAAGAAAAUUAGUUGUGAUUCAAUCUUUUUGUUGGGGCUUUAUGUUUAUCUUCUUUAUGUACAUGUAUGUAGUGUGGCAAAGGAGAAAUGAAAGAGGUGUUAGGAAUAGAAUAACUAGGAAUACCGAAUUGCGUACAUCUUUUAUAGAUAGUUUGUUGGACAAUGAUGUCACUUGUAUUAGUCAAUUGAGGAUGGAUAGGAGAACAUUUGUUAUUUUAUGUCGGUUAUUACGCCAGGAUGGAUAUGUGAAAAGAGAUGGUACUAUUACAUUGGAAGAGCAAGUGUGCAUAUUUUUGCACAUAAUUGCUCAUCAUACAAAAAACCGUAUAAUUAUCAGUCGAUUCUAUAGAUCAGGGGAGACAAUUAGUAGAUAUUUCAAUUCAAUAUUGAAUGGGGUGUUGCGCUUACAUUCCAUUUUGUUGAGGCAUUCUGAACCUGUGUCGGAUAAUUGCUCGGAUGAUAGAUGGAAAAUGUUUAAGAAUUGUUUGGGAGCAUUAGAUGGAACUUAUAUUAAGGUGAAAGUACCUGAAAUCGAUAAGCCAAGAUAUCGAACAAGAAAGGGUGAGAUAGCAACAAAUGUCUUAGGUGUAUGUAACCCGAAUAUGGAAUUUAUAUUUGUAUUACCGGGUUGGGAAUGCUCCGCUUCAGAUUCCAGAGUACUUCGAGAUGCAAUAAGUAGGCCAAAUGGAAUAAAAGUACCAACCGGUUGUUAUUACUUAGUGGAUGCUGGUUACACAAAUGGUGAAGGAUUUCUUGCACCAUAUAGGAAAACAAGAUAUCACCUUUUCGAAUGGAGAGAUGGUUGUGCACCCAUAAAUCAUCAAGAGUAUUUCAACAUGAAGCAUGCAUUAGCUAAGAAUAUCAUAGAAAGAUGCUUUGGGGUUCUUAAAAUGCGAUGGGCAAUUUUAAGAAGUCCAUCUUUCUACCCAAUUGCAACACAAAUCAAAACAAUUACUACAUGUUGUCUGAUACAUAAUCUGAUUAGAAGAGAAAUGACACUCGAUCUUGGAGAAGUUGAAUAUGAUAGGAUGGAAAAUGUGGACAUUAAUGAAGAGGAGGACAUUAUAGGAUCAAUUGCUUCCUCGGAUCGAUGGACGAAUUGGAGAGAUGAGUUAGCUAAGCAAAUGUUUGGUGAAUGGAGAGGUCAUCAUGAUUACUAGUUGAUGGUUAUGUAAAAAAUUAUGCUUUAACUGCUUAUUUAAUAUUGUUUGUUAAAUCUUUUGGAUAAUAUGUAUGAAGGCAAACUUAUAUUAUAUUAAGUGCAACAUUUGAGAUUUAUUGUUAUUUUGUUUGCAUCUUGUUUUGAUAAUGUUGGAAUCAUGAAAUGUUUACUUGAAUAACAAUGGAAGCUGGAGGUAGCAGUAACGAUUAUAAGGGGGGUGAAUCUAAGCGUACAUGGAGUAGAGGUGAGGAAGAAGCUUUGUUGGUUCUUUUAGAUGAAGCUGUAGCUAGUGGGCAAUAUUGUGACACGGGAGCAUUUAAACCUGGUACACUUAAUAUAAUUGAGCGGCAACUGGCUGAAAUAUGUUCUAACUCAGGAUUGCGAGCAACUCCAUAUAUUGAAUCGAAGCUAAAAAAGUGGAAGAAGCAAUAUGGCAUCAUAUACGACAUGCUGAACAAAAGUGGAUUUGGAUGGAAUGACACUCUUAAAUGUGUGGAGGUUGACAGUGACGAUGCUUGGAAAGCAUAUGUGCAGGCUUUGACUUUGUUAGGAAAACUACCUUUAUUGAAUUUUGUGUUUCUUAUCUUAAAUAUAUAAUGUUUUUACUAAAUGAUGGCUUUUUUAUUUUAGAAUAAUCCAAGUGCAAAAAGUUGGAGAGAUAAACAUUUUCUGAUAUAUGAGAGGCUUGCUAAUAUUUUUGGAAAGGAUCGGGCAACAGGACAUGAAGCAUAAACUCCAAUUGAUUUAGUUAAUGAUAUAAAUAUGGAGCCUGACAAUGACCAAUUUGAUGAUGUGGGUUCUCCAAUGUCUAUGAAUCAAACACAUAGUCAACUGCCCAUACAAUCCCAAUUAAGAGGUAAGAGGAAAGCUAAAUCGAAGGAUGUUGACAUCGUUAGCGGGUUAAACAAUGUAGCAGAUAAGUUUAUUGAUAAAUUGGCUACACAGUUAGACAAGUUAGAGAAGUCUGAUAUCAACUAUCCACAAUACUUAGCUAUGGAGCUUGACAGGUUAGGAUUCCCUAUUACUAACAAUCUCAAAAUCUCUAAGGCAAUGAGAUUGGAUCCAUCGAACGUUGAGGUUUUCAAGAUUAUUAAAACCGAUGAGCAGAAGAUUGAAUUUGCUUGUGGAUUUUUGGAUAACUAAAUUAGUAUUGUUGUGGAUUAUAUAUUUAUGGAUAUGUAUGAGAGGAUGACAACUAUGAACAUUUGGAAUUGAAACUUAUGGACAUAUAUUGUAACGUAUUGAAUGUUGGUUUCUAAUUAUGCAUGUACGGAUAAUUUUAUUAUUAUGUGUUAUGUUUUAGAAUAUUAACAUGCACUUUA